Messenger RNA from Austrofundulus limnaeus, 4096 nucleotides. RefSeq names its product tetratricopeptide repeat domain 21B (gene ttc21b). Gene Ontology annotation, biological process: protein localization to cilium; intraciliary retrograde transport. NCBI's taxonomy places the organism in Eukaryota, Metazoa, Chordata, Actinopteri, Cyprinodontiformes, Rivulidae. Gene Ontology annotation, molecular function: identical protein binding. The record is from RefSeq and is a predicted model, not a curated record. Gene Ontology annotation, cellular component: intraciliary transport particle A.
CGAUACGUCUACCACAAUAAUAUCAGUUGUAUUUUAAAGGGGAAAARCACUAUAGACAAGGAAGACUUAACYUUUAAGACUUCUCCUGAAUCGUCAUUAACCUAAAGCGCUUUGGAGCCAAGAUGGAGGAUGAAGACACAACACUGGCUUUGAUGAAGUACUAUUGUUAUGAAAAGUACUUUAACCAUGUUGUAAAAACAGCCUCAGCGGCUCUAAUGAAAUACGGCAAUGAUCCCAUCUUUAUUUUUUUCCAUGCGUAUGGAAAUCUUCUCCAAGAUCAAAUCAGGGAGGCCACUGAAGAACUGGCCAAAAUAAGAGACAACAGAGAGCUCUCUUUAUGUGCAUUAAUGGCCCUUGUGUAUGCAGAAAAAAGAAAACCAAACCCAGAUCGAGAUGUCAUCCAAGAACUUGACGCAAAGAUUAAAGAGGAUCGUAAAAAUGCACCUCCCAAGAGUUUGUACCACGCUGGGACUUUUCUCUGGCUGUUAGGGCGAAACGAUAAAGCGAGGGAGUACACAGAGAGGAUGAUCAAACUCUCCAGUGGUGCCAGAGAAGGCCUGAUCCURAAAGCUUGGAUAGAUGUUACUUCUGGGAAGGAUGCUUAUGCCAGAAAAGCUGGAAAGUACUUUGACGAGGGCCUGAAAGAGAGAUCAGAUGCUUUUGGUCUAAUGGGAAAGGCACAAUACUAUGAAUAUCGUCAGAACUACUCUGGAGCAUUAGAAAUUGUUAACCAAGUUAUAGCAAGUUUUCCUGGGUUCUUACCGGCCCUUAUCAAGAAAAUGAAACUGCUGUUAAGCCUUCAAGAUUGGGAUCAAACCGUAGAUGCAGCACACAGGCUUUUACAGAAAGAUAAAAAUAACCUGGAGGCGCUGCGGAUGCUGGCUCUCCAUUCUCUUUGUAGAGAGGGGGAUAUUGAUGAGGCAGAAAAGCACAUAUCAAACCUCAUCAGCAGCUUGGAGGUUCUGGAGCCACACAACCCUGAGCUGCUCUACAGAAUGGCUGUCGCCUUCGCCCGUGUUUGUGGACGCAGUGCGAAAGUGCUCGAGAAGACGUUCCGAAUGGUGGAACGGGCUUAUUCUGUGUCCUCAGGGGACCCAGAUCUAGCCACAGAACUGGGCUACCAGAUGGUACUUCAAGGCAAAAUAAGGGAGGCUCUGAAGUGGUACAAGGCAGCCAUUAGUAACACAGAGAAAACUAGUGUUUCAGCUUUGAUUGGUAUGGCCCAUAGUCAGUUAAUUGAGGGACAACUUGAAGAUGCAGAACAACAGGUGGAGUUUCUUGCUGAGGUUCAGCAGUCCAUAGGAAAAUCAGGGGAACUUUUGUACCUACAAGCUGUACUGGCAGGAAAAAAGCAGCAGCCUCAGGCAGAAGUGACCAACCUGUUGAAUGACUCUGUGGAUACACACUUCUCCUCGCUCCAAGGUCUGCCUCUGGGAGUCGAGUAUCUGGAGAAGAUGAACCCAGACUUCCUGUUGGAGAUUGUCAAAGAGUAUCUUGCKCUUUGUCCUGCUAAGCCUCCUUCUCCUGGCCAGUCCCCUGCUCCUCAGCUUCAGCACUGUGCCACAUUGUUGGAUACUGUGGUCAAAAUCGUGCCGGGUCUCCGUCAAGCAGUCUUCCUGCUCGCCAAAGUCCGAUUUCAGUCGGGUGACAUAGAUGCUGCUCAGAAUGGUCUGAGCCACUGCCUGGACCAGUGUCCAUCUUAUGCAGAGGCUCAUCUGUUAAUGGCCCAGAUCCACCUGCUGCAGGAUAAUGUGACACUGUGCAAUCAGUCGCUCGAACUCUGCCUCAGCCACAACUUUGAGAUCCGAGACCACCCUUUGUACCACCUGAUCAAAGCUCAAGCUAAGAAGAAAAAGGGGGAGCUCGCUGAGGCUAUUCAGACGUUGCAGAUGGCUAUGACCCUUCCUAGUGUCCGUAGAGCCGGGUCAUCCAAAUCAAAGCACAAGAAGACAGAACUGAGCUCUGCUGACUGUGUUUCUGUCUUCUUGGAGUUAGCUGAGGCUCUGUGGCUCAAUGGGGAACAGCAUCAAGCGACAAAGGUGAUGCAAGAUGCCAUCAAUGAGUUCUCUGGCACACCUGAAGAACUACGUGUCACUAUUGCUAAUGCAGACCUGGCCCUGCUGCGUGGCGACACGGAGCUGGCGCUGACUAUGCUGAGAAACAUUACCCCCGAGCAGCCCUAUUACAUCCAAGCCAAAGAGAAGAUGGCUGACAUAUACCUGAAACACAGAAGAGAAAAACUGCUGUAUGUGAGCUGCUACAGAGAAAUGGUGGAGAAGCUGCCCAGCGCUCACACGUACCUCCUGCUCGGUGACGCUUACAUGAACAUUCAGGAGCCUGAAAAAGCCAUUGAGAUUUACGAACAGGCUCUGGAGAAAAACGCCAAAGAUGGAGCUUUAGCCAGUAAAAUUGGGAAAGCCUUGGUCAAGACUCAUAACUACAACAAGGCAAUUAAUUACUAUGAGGUAGCCCUGAGGACAGAACAACAGAACUUCCUGCGUUAUGACCUGGCUGAGCUUCUGAUGAAGAUGAAGCAGUAUGAGCGCUGUGAGAAAGUCCUGAAGGAAGCGCUAACUUCUGAACCAGCUAUCAAAUGAAUGCCGUUAUCUCGUCUUGUUGGCAAAAGUCCAAAAUAAAGUUGAAAAAAAUGAAGAAGCUUUACUUUCUCUGGAAAAAGCGCGAAAUGUUCAAGCCAARGUGCUGAAGCUGGUGCAGUUGGAGCAGCCUGAUGCCGUCCCCGCGCAGAAGCAACUYGCUGCUGAGAUCUGUGCCGAGAUCGCCAAACACUACGCAAGUCAGAAGGGCUAUGAGAGAGCGGUCAAAUUCUACAAAGAAGCUCUUGUGUAUUGUGAGACAGAUCGCAAGGUGAUGCUGGAGUUGGCUCAGCUGUACCUUACUUUAGAUGAGAUCGAUGCAUGCCAGAACCAGUGCAAUCAUAUCUUGAAGAAUGACAAACUUAAUGAAGAAGCAACUUUGAUGAUGGCAGAAAUAAAUUUCCAGAAGCAAGAUUAUGACCAGGCAGUUUCAAAUUUCGCAGCUCUCCUAAAGCACAAACCAGACAACUACCCAACUCUGUCACGUUUUAUUGAUUUGUCGAGGAGGGCCGGCAAGUUGGAAAAAGUACCCGAAUCACUCUCAAAUGCUGAAAAACAUUCCUCCRGGACUAAAUUUGAUCCAGGGUUUAACUACUGCAAGGGGCUUUAUCUUUGGUACACGGGUGAACCCAAUGACGCUCUUCGACACUUUAAUAAGGCUCGGAAAGACAACGACUGGGGACAGAACGCUGUGUACAACAUGAUUGAAAUCUACCUAAAUCCCGACAAUGAUACAAUYGGAGGGGAAGUGUUUGAGAAUUUAGAUGGUGAAAUCGGCAACUCCACAGAAAAGCAAGAGUCAGAGCAGCUUGCUGUGAGAACAGCAGAAAAGCUGCUCAAGGAGAUCAAGCCUCAGACGCCGGGUGGACAUGUGCAACUUCGCAUCCUGGAGAACUACUGCUUGCUUGCUACAAAACAGAAAGCCAAUAUAGAGAAAGCCCUUGGUGUUUUCACAGAGAUUGCAAACAAUGAGAAAGACCACGUACCAGCUUUGUUGGCCAUGGCCACAGCGUACAUGAUGCUGAAACAAACUCCCAAAGCCAGGAACCAGCUGAAACGUAUAGCAAAGAUGAACUGGAACACUGCUGAUGCCGAUGAGUUUGAGAAGAGCUGGCUCCUCCUGGCUGAUAUAUACAUCCAUUCAGGGAAGUUUGACAUGGCUGGCGACCUUCUUAAAAGAUGUCUCAAUCAUAACAAGUCAUGCUGCAAAGCUUACGAAUAUCAGGGCUACAUAAUGGAAAAAGACCAGGCAUUCCGUGAUGCAGCUCUCAGCUAUGAACUUGCUUGGAAAUUUGGAAAUCGGACUAACCCAACUAUUGGAUACAAGCUUGCUUUCAACUACUUGAAAGCAAAGAGGCACGUGGAUGCCAUUGAUGUGUGCCAUAAGGUUCUUUCAGCAUACCCAAAUUAUCCAAAAAUGAGAAAGGAAAUACUGGACAAGGCCCGUGCUGCCUUGAGACCCUAAUGUUGGACAUUAUGUGCACAUGUGUAAGAGUGGGAGA